Molecule: messenger RNA, 1260 nt
Organism: Talpa occidentalis (Iberian mole)
Lineage: Eukaryota; Metazoa; Chordata; Mammalia; Eulipotyphla; Talpidae
Gene: HTR3D
Product: 5-hydroxytryptamine receptor 3D
Biological process (GO): regulation of membrane potential; monoatomic ion transmembrane transport; signal transduction
Cellular component (GO): synapse; membrane; neuron projection
Molecular function (GO): transmembrane signaling receptor activity; neurotransmitter receptor activity; extracellular ligand-gated monoatomic ion channel activity
Source: RefSeq, a predicted model, not a curated record
AUGGAAAGAGGUUGGCUUCCUGGGGAAGGACACCUCUUCUGUUUCAUUCUCCACCUGCUGCUUCAAGAUAGUCGACUUCAACUGAUGACGUCGUUCCUGUGGCUAAAUAUGUUCUGGUACAACCCAUUCAUCCGGUGGAACCCAGAGGAAUGUGGGGGCAUCAGGAAGCUCAGCAUGGCAACUGAGAACUUAUGGCUUCCUGAUAUCUUCAUUGAGGAGUUCAUGGAUGUGGAUCAGACACCCAGAGGCCUCAUGGCUACGUCAGUAAUGAAGGUCGCAUCAAAUAUGAUAAGCCGAUGAGGGUGGUCAGCCUCUGUAACUUGGACAUCUUCUAUUUCCCCUUUGAUGAACAGAAUUGCACGCUUACCUUCAGCUCUUUCAUCUACACAGGUGAGAGAGGCUCAUUAGAGUAGCCUAUAGUCCUGGGUUUGGAGAAGGAAAUACAAGAGAUUUCAAUGACAUCACAGAACCUCAUUCGGAGCGAGGGCAUGGGUACUUCUGGGCAUCUACCAAACAACCACGAGGAUGAAUGUGGGCGCCAACCAGUAUGACCAAAUCAUUUUCUAUGUGGCCAUCAGGCGCAGGCCCAGCCUCUAUGUCCUAAACCUCCUGGUGCCCAGUGGCUUUCUGGUUGCCAUCGACGCCCUCAGCUUCUACCUCCCGGCAGAAAACCAGAAUCGUGCCCCAUUCAAGAUAACCCUUCUACUGGGCUACAACGUCUUCCUGCUCAUGAUGAACGACUUACUGCCUGACACUGGCACCCCAAGUCAUGGGUGGUACCUUUGGCCUUCAUGUGGGGCCUCCUUCCCUCUAGGUGUCUACUUUGCCCUGUGUCUGUCCCUGAUGGUGGUCAGCCUGCUGGAGACCAUCUUCAUCACCUACCUGCUGCACCUGGCCACCACCCAGCCCCCACCCAUGCCUUGCUGGCUCCACUCUCUGAUCCUCCACUGCGCCCGCCCACUGAAGUGCUGCCCCACUAGGCCCCAGCAGGGAAACAGGAGCCUGGGCCGCACUCCUGCCCACCUGCCUGGUGUGAAGGAGCCUGUGGAGUUGGUGGGGAAGGUGCCAGGUCCCAGGGAGGCAGAGGUAAACGGGCAUCCUGGGUCAACAAGGGCCCAGCAGGAAGAUGAGGCUCAGAAGCAGCACUUGGUCAUCCUGUGGGUGCAGUUCAGCCACAUGAUGGAUGCCCUGCUCUUCCGCCUCUACUUGCUCUUCAUGGCCACCUCCAUCAUCACGGUCAUCAUCCUCUGGAGCACCUAG